AGCUUCGUACGCUAUGAGCCUCUCCGAUGACGAAAACAAGCUUAAGCAAUGGAGUCUUCGAACGAUGAGCACUCGUUGGCUGAGAAGGGACCAGAGUAAGCCCUAAACGUGUAUAAAAAAUAGAAGAUGGCGCCACGGAUACGAUUGGACACCAGUCCGAAUUAGAAGGCGGGUAGUUCGUAGCAACGGACGGACGGUGGACACUCGAGUCGAAGCGCUAAACGCUUUACGGAGCCAUUGGAGGCGAGAAAACACAAGCAGACUUAUGGCUCUGCUAGAACACAACUUGGCCUUUUACGGAUCCUCCGACUACCAAAUCUCUUCACAUUAUAAGCCUCCUUGCAAAGUCGAAUUGGACCCGUACUUGACCAGCAGAUCGGAUUGGUACAGAACGACUAAUGUCGGUUCUACUCAAUUUUUCCAAAAACCCAGAAGAGAGAGUGCCUCUCAAGUAGACGAAUUUUUCGAAGAAGCUACAGACUUGAUGCCCGGUUGCAAUCACAGUACCCACUAUAUGCAAGGAGCACGUUCAAAUCCUCGAGCUUACGGCUCCCCUUACUAUUUGAAUCCAACGGGAAGACAAGGUGAACAGGGAAUAGGUCGUGGAGAUUUGCAAACGGCAUCUGGUUUCCCUACAAACUGUCAUCCCAGUCCGAAAUCGGACGACGACGUUUUCGCUCGACCCAAUCCAGUCAUGAAUUCUACAACGGGAAGUUUGAGCGGAAUGUGGGAAGACAUCACCGCUUCCAUCUAUAAACUCGAUCCGGAAAACUUAGACAUCGUGCAAAAUAUCAAGACCGAAACGGGGGCUCUACCUCCUUGCCCCUAUGCCAACAAUCACGGAGUCGUGGGCCAAACAUUGCCACAGAAUGGCAACAACCUAAUGACAAUAAAAGAAGAAAAAUCUUAUCCUCCGGUCCAUCACAAUCAGAAUGGCGGGGCAGGAGUACCCAUUCGAGUACCCUCUACUAACGCUACAUAUCCCACCGGUCUUCAAGCUUUUCGUUUCACGAGCAUGGGCCCUCAUUUCGCCAUGGCGCGUGUUUAUCUUCCUCCUACUCCACCCAAUUCCGAACCCGGUAGUCCAUCGACGGACAAUUUUGCUUUGGGAAGAAGAACACCGCCUCCACCUUAUCCAGUUUCGUCAGCUUCGACGCCGGGACAGUCCAUAAUUUCAGAAGUUCAAACUCCGGUGGUCAAGUAUAAUAGGAGAAAUAAUCCCGAACUAGAGAAGAGAAGGAUACAUCACUGUGACUUUCCGGGUUGCACGAAGGUCUACACUAAAAGUUCGCACCUGAAGGCCCAUCAACGAAUACACACAGGUGAAAAACCAUACAAGUGUCACUGGCCGGAAUGCCAAUGGAGAUUCGCUCGAUCUGACGAACUGACUAGACAUUACCGGAAGCAUACGGGAGCCAAACCCUUCAAAUGCAAAGUGUGUGAGCGUUCCUUCGCCAGAUCCGAUCACUUGGCGCUACACAUGAAGCGCCACGCUCCAAAAGCCAAGUGAACGGUUUAAGUGAUAGUUCUUGUGAUGCGUAUUUUAGCAUUUUAACAUUAUUAUUGUUAUUAAUUAAUUAAACUAAUUAUCAUAAAAAAGAAACCAUCUACUACGGGAGAACCUUCUGCUAGGUAGAAAAUUCUCCAAGUAAAGCCAAGCCUUGCGCACCUAUACAUUUGCACAAAAGUUUGUAUAUAAAUCAGCGUGGCUUCCUCUACGACUGUGUUGAAAUUUGUGAUCUUCCCAGUGCCUUAACCCUCUUCGUUACUGGUUAAUUCUGACUCGAGUGCUAAAUUUGCCGAUGAUUGGAGCCAGGUGGUCAAAUUGACCGAGAGGAAAAUCGAAGUCUUGCCCUCCACUUCCACUGGAAUAACAAGCUCAAGAUGUCAUUCCAGGUUGUGACACAUUUCUUGGUUGUGCCAAUUUCGUGAGUUCGGACGGUUUAUUAUUAUUAUUAUUAUUUUAUUUUUUUUUUACAACGAAACGUUUUCGUAUACAAUAUAUAUAUUAUGAUAUUAGUGCCUUAUGGGUGCUGCAUCGUCUAUGUAUAUACGCUCUUUGAUGCAGCACUCUCACAUUCCUUCUGGGAACAAUUCAUUUUUAUUUUUGUGUACACUUUGUACAAAAGAUAAUAAAGUCUGUUCAUUUAAAAAAAAAUCUUGCCUUUUCUGAAACUUCUUUCCCUUUCCGAAGUGACUCGUUAACUUGUGAUUUUUACGAUUCCCAAUGGACAUUUUCAGGUUUCAGUUGGAGAAAUCAAUUACUAGAACGUGACAAGUAACCGUGUUGAAAACGUGAUGCACUCAUAAAUCUAACAUUUUUCGACUCAGAUUCCAACCUAAAUUCAUAGUUUAUUAUGGUUAUAUAUGGAAGAAGAUCUGUAAUGUCUAGUUUUUCGAAAAAAUCCUAAAUUAUUAGCUUAUAUAAUUCUACAAACACAGCACUUGUAGGAUCCAAAAUUGAAUCCUUUCAAUUUCUCUCACUCGUACGAUAGAAAACACGCGAAUUAUACUAUAUAUAGUCAUAGUUCUUUUUAUUUAUAUGCCUAACGAAUCACUAAAUUUGGUUUCUAUUAUAAUCCGAAUAAGUGAAAUCUUCCCACGUGUAACCUCUCUCUCUCUCUCUCUCUCUCUCUCCAUAUUUCCGGACUAAAGCUUAUGAUAUAUGAAGACGGAACCGUUAUAACUCGGGCUAUUUUAUGUAUUAAACAUAGAGGGGUCGAGUAGUGGAAUCUAAAUGUGGAGGAAGUAACGCCACGGGACGUACCGUUCGAUGGCAACGAUUUGUAGGCAAAGGGAGGUUUGUCUAUCAGGUCUCACAGCGGCAACACUCGCAUCCGGCGAGAGACAGCGGAAACUGUAGUGAGGAAAGAAGAUCUGGUGCGAGAAGAUAGUAGACCCGGGACUUCUUCGAAUUUUGAAACUUCUUCGAUAUCUAGGAAAGCGGCCUUCGAAUGGCAGUGGUAAAGUUGGCUCGGAUUACAAGCCAAGGGAGAGAAAAGCUGGGAUCAGAGGUGACGACACACAAUCCUCGGUCCCGCCCUAAAAAGGUGGAUAAAAACACGACGCCGCACACAUUAAAUAUGACAAUUUACUAAGCCCGGUCACAAAUUAGUGGUUCCAAAUGGAGAAUAAUUUUUACUUUAAAAAAAAAAAAAGAAAAAAAUGAGGUUUUCUCAUAAAGAAAGCCAUUGAGAAGUUUAGGUGUUAGGUUAAAAAUCUAUAGAAUUUUCUAUUAUACAUUAAAUUUGAGUAUGUAAAAUGGAAAUUUAAUU
Centruroides sculpturatus (bark scorpion) is the source of this 3275-nucleotide messenger RNA. Its product is annotated as early growth response protein 1-like. Gene Ontology annotation, molecular function: RNA polymerase II cis-regulatory region sequence-specific DNA binding; DNA-binding transcription factor activity, RNA polymerase II-specific. The transcript has 6 exons. The record is from RefSeq and is a predicted model, not a curated record. The coding region runs from base 266 to 1510 and encodes 414 amino acids. NCBI's taxonomy places the organism in Eukaryota, Metazoa, Arthropoda, Arachnida, Scorpiones, Buthidae. Gene Ontology annotation, biological process: regulation of transcription by RNA polymerase II.